Trichoplax adhaerens is the source of this 1299-nucleotide messenger RNA. RefSeq lists its product as uncharacterized. NCBI's taxonomy places the organism in Eukaryota, Metazoa, Placozoa, Uniplacotomia, Trichoplacea, Trichoplacidae. Bases 1 to 1299 code for a protein of 432 amino acids. Gene Ontology annotation, molecular function: transmembrane transporter activity. The transcript has 15 exons. Gene Ontology annotation, biological process: transmembrane transport. The record is from RefSeq and is a predicted model, not a curated record. Gene Ontology annotation, cellular component: lysosome.
AUGGCUUGCGAUCCUCGACGUGCAUUACAUCGUUAUUUGGUUUUAAUUUUAAUGUGCUUUCUAAGUUUCGGCAGCUACUUCGUCUACGAUAAUCCUGCUGCAUUAGAGAAGCAAAUUGAAACGGAUAUGCGGGUUAAUGCUGCCAACUAUGAACUUUUAUAUUCUUUAUAUUCAUGGCCUAAUGUUGUUCUUUGCUUCUUUGGUGGUUACUUACUCGAUACCUUUUUAGGACUGAGGUUUGGAACCAUUGUAUUCGCCCUUUUCGUAUUAGUUGGUCAAAUCAUAUUUGCUAUAGGUGCUCAACUGGAUAAAUAUUGGCUAAUGUGUGUUGGAAGAUUUGUAUUUGGAAUUGGUGGAGAAUCCUUAGCAGUGGGCCAAAAUACCUAUGCAGUUAGUUGGUUUAAAGGCAAAGAGUUAAAUAUGGUUUUUGGUUUGCAGCUCAGUUUCUCUCGAGUGGGUAGUACGGUCAAUAUAAACAUCAUGGGACCAAUUUAUCGUUGGUUGAACAAUUACUUAUCGGGUUACCAAUGUUUAGGUGCUACAUUAUGGUUUGGAUGCGCUUUUUGCAUAUUGUCACUAUUUUGUGCUGUCCUUCUGGCUUAUUACGACAAGAGAGCAAAUAGACUACUUGGAAAAGAUGAUGAAAAGACUGGAGAAAAAGUCAGUCUUCUGGAUGUAAAAGAUUUCUCUUUACAGAUAUGGCUUAUGUUUAUUAUUUGUGUCGCGUACUACGUAACAGUAUUUCCUUUCAUAAGCUUAGGAUUAGUAUUUUUUGAAGAAAGAUUUGGCCUAGACCCCGCUGCUGCAAGUGCGGUAAACAGUAUUGUGUACCUCCUAUCAGCAUUUAUGUCCCCCAUUUUUGGUAUUCUUGUGGAUAAAGUGGGUCGCAAUUUAUAUUGGGUUAUCUUGGGCGUUGUUGCAACUCUUGGGAGCCACAUGCUGAUGGCUUUUACAUUCUUAAAUCCUUAUAUUGCUAUGGUUACCAUGGGCUUAGCUUAUUCUUUACUUGCUUGUGCAUUAUGGCCCAUGGUAGCAUAUGUUAUACCAGAGCAUCAGUUAGGAACUGCUUACGGAAUCAUGCAAGCUAUACAAAAUCUUGGAUUGGCCGUUGUUGCUAUAGUUGCUGGGGAUAUUGUCGAUUCGAAAGGCUAUCUGUUCUUAGAAGUUUUUUUCGGAGGCUGUUUAAGCAUUGCACUUAUUGCUGCUGUAGCAUUGUACCUUGUUGAUGCUGCAAGAGGUGGCACGCUGAAUUAUAGUGCGAAAAAACGCAAUAUGCUAGCUGAAGCAGAAAAUUUGUAA